Molecule: messenger RNA, 450 nt
Organism: Striga hermonthica
Lineage: Eukaryota; Viridiplantae; Streptophyta; Magnoliopsida; Lamiales; Orobanchaceae
Source: the annotation of a GenBank genome assembly
AUGAGAGCUCUCCAUGUUUCCACCUCUUACAGCCUCGCCUUCGGCGUUUCAUACGGCGCUCGGCCACCGUCGCCUUGGCGCCGCCGCCGGCACCUCAUUUCCGCCAAAGCUGAACCUACUGAGAAAUCGGUGGAGAUAAUGAGGAAAUUCUCGGAGCAGUAUGCACGCAAGUCCGACACGUAUUUCUGUGUCGAUAAAAGUGUCACCUCUGUUGUUAUCAAGGGAUUAGCAGAACACAAGGAUUCAUUAGGUGCACCACUCUGCCCUUGUAGGCACUAUGAUGAUAAAGCUGCUGAGGCACAACAGGGAUUUUGGAACUGUCCCUGUGUUCCUAUGAGAGAAAGAAAGGAGUGUCACUGCAUGCUUUUCCUUACUCCUGAGAAUGAUUUUGCUGGCCAGGAUCAGACCAUUUCGUUGGAAGAGAUAAGAGAAACAACAGCAAACAUGUGA